Molecule: messenger RNA, 5323 nt
Organism: Mustela lutreola (European mink)
Lineage: Eukaryota; Metazoa; Chordata; Mammalia; Carnivora; Mustelidae
Gene: POP1
Product: POP1 homolog, ribonuclease P/MRP subunit
Exons: 16
Coding region: 92-3157 (1021 amino acids)
Biological process (GO): tRNA 5'-leader removal
Cellular component (GO): ribonuclease MRP complex; nucleolar ribonuclease P complex
Source: RefSeq, a predicted model, not a curated record
CCGCACACGUCUCCACGGACGGGACUGUCGCAGAGCCUUGUCAUUCUGACUCGGGGAGCCCUGGAUUUCUCCCUCAGAGCUUCUGGCAGAAAUGUCUAAUGCAAAAGAAAGAAAACAUGCUAAGAAAAUGAGGAACCAGCCCACUAAUGUGACUUUAUCUUCUGGCUUUGUGGCCGAUAGGGGCACAAAGUACCAUAAUGGAGGUGGAAGACCUUUCCACCAAGCUCAAAAACAAGAGCCUUUCCCCGGAACUUCACGACAGCGGCAAACCAAAAUGACCCACCACUCCCCCGUGGAUCCUGAUGUGAAGGAGCAGUCUUCCUCCAAAAUCAUGUUUAAAAAGAAGGGAGGUUGGAAAGCAGGUCCCGAGGGCAUGUCUCAGGAAAUUCCCAAGUAUAUAACUGCUUCUACUUUUGCUCAAGCCCGAGCUGCGGAAAUCAGUGCUAUGUUGAAAGCAGUGACCCAGAAGUCUUCUAAUUCGCUGGUUUUCCAGACCCUGCCCCGGCACAUGAGACGGAGAGCCAUGAGCCACAACGUCAAGCGCCUUCCCAGGCGGUUGCGGGAGAUUGCCCAGAAAGAGGCCGAGAAAGCAGUACAUCAGAAAAAAGAACAUUCAAAGAAUAAAUGCCAUAAAGCUCGAAGAUGCCACAAAAACCGGGUGCUAGAAUUCAACCGUAGACAAAAGAAGAACAUAUGGUUGGAGACUCACAUCUGGCACGCCAAGCGGUUUCACAUGGUCAAGAAGUGGGGCUACUGUCUGGGGGAGAGGCCGACGGUGAAGAGCCACAGAGCCUGCUACCGAGCCAUGACAAACCGCUGCCUCCUUCAGGAUUUAUCCUACUACUGUUGUUUGGAGUUGAAGGGCAAAGAGGAAGAAAUCCUGAAGGCUCUUUCUCCGAUGUGUAGCAUAGAUGCAGGACUGACUUUCGCGGCAGUUCACUGCCUGUCUGGGAAGUGCCAAGGAAGUGUCCUGCUCUAUCGGGCAAACAGAUACCCUCGAGAGAUGCUGGGGCCUGUCACGUUUAUUUGGAAGUCUGAGAGGACCCCCAGUCACACUUCUGAGAGCAGGCAGUUGUGGAUCUGGCUUCAUCCAACGCUUAAACAGGAUAUUUUAGAGGAACUCAAAGCAGCGUGCCAGUGUGUGGAACCCAUCAAACCCACCAUCUGCACCCCCGGCCCCCUGCUGACAACAUCCGAAGAAAAAAGCCAAACUGAACUGCCUGAUGAGAAAAUUGGCAAGAAAAGAAAACGGAAAGAUGAUGGAGAAAAUGCUAAACCUGUUAAAAAAGUCAUCGGUGACGGAACUAGAGACCCACACCAGCCAUCUUCUUGGAUCUCCGCAGCCACAGGCAUUAUAAUCAGUGAUUUGACGAUGGAGAUGAACAGGCUCCGGUUGAUUGGUCCGCUUUCCCACUCCAUCCUGACCGAGGCACUGAAGGCCGCUUCUGUCCAGACCGUGAGAGAGGGAGAAGACACGGAGAAGACACCUCACCACUGGUGGAUUGAAACCUGUAAGAAUCCUGAUAGCGUUUCCCUUCAUCACAGACAAGAAGCCAUUUUUGAGUUGUUGGGAGGAAUUACAUCACCAGCAGAAAUUCCAUCCGGUACUAUUUUGGGACUGACUGUUGGGGAUCCUCGAAUAAAUUUGCCUCCAAAGAGGUCCAAAGUUUUGCCCAAUCCAGAAAAAUGCCAAGAUAAUGAGAAAGUUAGACAACUGCUUCUGGAGGGUGUGCCUGUGGACUGUGCGCAUAGCUUUAUUUGGAGCCAAGCUAUCUGUAAGAAUGUCACAGAGAAUAAAAUCUCGGAUCAGGAUUUAAACCGGAGAAGAAGUGAAUUGCUGGUGCCCGGGUCACAGCUUGUUCUAGGUCCCCAGGAAUCCAAGAUACCUAUACUUUUGAUUCAGCAGCCAGGGAAGGUGACCGGUGAUGACCGACGAGGCUGGGGAAGUGGCUGGGACAUCCUGUUCCCCAAAGGCUGGGGCAUGGCUUUCUGGAUUCCAUUUAUCUAUCGAGGGGCAAGAGUUGGCGGGUUAAAAGAGUCUGUGAUGCAUUCGCAGUACAAAAGGUCACCGGACAUCCCUGGAGAUUUCCCAGACUGCCCCGCGGGUGUUGUGUUUGCCGAGGAGCAAGCCAAGAACCUCCUUGAAAAAUACAAAAGGCGCCCUCCUGCAAAACGGCCCAACUAUGUGAAGCUUGGCACCCUGGCUCCUUUCUGCUGUCCCUGGGAGCAGUUAGCUCAGGAGUGGGAGUCAAGAGUCCAGGCCCAAGAGGAACCCUCUGUGGCCUCCUCUCCAAGUGGUGAGGACAGUGACUCGAGGAGAGACAAGUUGCCUUGCGCUCCCACACCUGAAAACACGGAUCUGUGGUCUGACGAAGGGGGCACAUCUCUGAGCAGCUGCAGUGAGCCCCGAGAAGCCAUGGACACAGAGUGCCCAGCCCGGGUGGGGACCGAGUGGGUAGCGUGCCAGGAUGCCACCGGCAGUCUCCUCUGUGUUCUGCGGAGUAGGAAAUGGCUGAAGCAGCUGUCGACCUGGUGUGGGCCCAGCUCCAGGGACAAGCGGGCAGCCCGGCGGGCUUCCGGCAGCGGGGAGCCAGCACUGACGAGAGCGGCCUGCCUGCCCCUCCUGGAGCGUUUCCCCAGGGCGCUGGUGUGGGUCAGCCUGGCCCUGCUGAGGAAGGGCAGCCCCGAGCCGCACUCCAUGAUCUGUGUCCCCACCGAGGAGGACUUCCUUCGGCUCCGUCAGGAUCAGCUGUACUGUGGGCCCCAGGAAUCCAAGCACAGUGACCCCUUCAAGAGCGAGAUUCGGAAGCAGAAAGAGAGGAAGAAAGUGGAGAAGAGGCAGAACAAACAGGCGCCCACUGAGCGUGAGGGUCUGGCCGGGGGCCCCCCUGCAGCCGGACACCAAGCUCUGACCCUGGGCCUGUGGUCAGGCCCCCUCCCUGGGGUGACUUCUCACUGCUCCAGAGUUCUCCUCGGCUUUGUCACGCAAGGAGACUUCUCCAUGGCCGUCGGCGGCGGAGAAGCCCUGGGGUUUGUCAGCUUGACGGGCUUGCUGGAUAUGCUGUCCACCCAGCCGGCAGCCGAGAGGGGGCUCGUGUUGCUGAGGGCGCCCGCCUCCCCGCAGUAUCGGUUUGCGAGAAUUGCCGUGGAGGUGUGAGCGCCCAUGGACACCCCACAGCAGAGACAGACUAACUGCUUGUUUGCCAAGUCCCCCCGUUGGAGAGUUUUGUUUUUGCCAUCCUCUGCUUCGAAAUAUCACACGAAAUUCCUUGGAAAUGAGAAUAAAGAUAAGGCAUUAUGCAGACGAAGGGAUACUGACAUCAUUCCGGUAAUCUCAUGGUAAUCUCCUGGAUUGCUUCCAUCUUUCCUUGUCCUUACUGUAACACUUGAAAAGUAUUGGGCAUGGAUAGCUUUUGUAUUGAUUUCUUGGUCUGUGUCACUCUUGCUGAAAAUCAUUAGAUGCUCUGUAUGUUUUCUUGUUCCUUUUUCAGUAGGAACAAAGGACUGUCAAGUGUAUUUGUAAGCCCUGUAGACACGAGAUAAGCAACAGUGGUUGCUUAACUGAUUGUUACAGGCGAGGGAAAGGCUAUAAACACUUGGCCUCUGUGCAUGACAUAGGGUCCCCCCAUCUGGACUAUGUUCGAGUCCGUCCUGGAAUCAGCGUGCCUAACACUUGACACCAUGCAGAAGGAAACCGUGGAAAAUUGCUGCCUGUUUCAGGCAGGCUCGGUGUAUGGCAGAGGGUUUCGGGUGGAAUCAGAAUGGGGCUCUGGUCUUUAGGACCCAUUGUCCCUUUGCUGUUGACCAACAGAUACAUGAUCCUAGAAGCUACUUGGUUCUUCUGUGCUUUUUGUUUCUGCAAAAAAUUUUUCAAAGCCAUGGAGGUUGGUUUCUCAAAAUAUGUUCUAUGAAGUGUGUUAUCUAAAAAAAAAAAAAAAAAAAAAAAGAUUCUAACUUCAUUGAUUUGGGAAACUAUGGGUUAAAGGAAGCUAAGCAUUUCUUUUUGGGGGAUUUCUAGAACCUUCCAUCUGAUAAUAUGCAUUGUGUCUCUCCAGGAAGCAGAUAACAGCCUACAGUAUUUUCUAAAUCUUUUUGAUUCCCAAACUCCUUUUGCAAGGAGCACUCUGUAGGACCAGUGUUUUUAGGGACACACUUUGGGGAACGUGGCCGUACCAUUGUAGUACUUACCUCUCUGACAGGUGAUUAAAAGGACGGCCUCUUUUAGACACUCAUGCAGUCACGAUGUCCACCUGACAAUGGAGCAGGGUGUCAAAGAGGUCUUGUCCUGUCCCACACAGGAGUGCCGUCAUUGCUUUUUUCACUUGCGGAGAAACUGGGUGCUCAUUCACGUUUCGUUACCCUGUGUGUCUCACACCCUCAGACCCUUGUCAUCCCGCCCCCCAUUUCUAGCAGAGCCCGAGUGGGGUUUGUUUCUUAAUUUAAAUGUACAGUUAGGCGUUAUUUCGUGUAAAUGUAUUGGGUUUUGCAGUAGCAGUCGUUAGAAAUGUCUCUGGGGGAGACGGGCUGCGGGGAGAGACAGCAGGUGUUCCAGUGGCUACUGAGCUGUCCCAUGUGUCUCCCUCUCACCAUGCCUCUGGAUGUAUUUGUGUCCAACCCAAAUGAGACUGCAAAAAAAUAAAGAAAGAAAGAAAAAAACACCAGUGUGACUUAGUGGUGUCUGUAAACAGAAUACAUUCAAAUGUCACCUGAUGUUCAGUUGUGAGUGUUUAUUGGGCCAUUCCUCAUUGGUUUUCUUGGCUCUAGGCCACUCCGUCUGUGGCUCAGCUCGCUGGAUGACAGAGAUGCCUGAGCAUGCCUUGAGUCCCCUAACCUCUUUCUGCCUAGCACCCCGCCUGGGGCCUGCCGCCCUGCCGUCACGACAGGACAGGGCACACUUACUCUGCUUUGUGUCAAAAGGCCCAGGAACUAUGUGCUGAAAGGAUAGAUUCACGUUUCCCAAAACUGGUUCAUGGGAGCGCUGGUCCCUGGAGCUGUCUCCUGGAAAGUGAUGGCCAGACAGAUUUGGGAGGGCUGCAGUCCGCAUUCUCCUCUCGCUGGUUCACACCACACGAGUGUCACCCAGCCCCUGCAGAUUCCAGGAAGGAAAUCGAGCUGUCUCUCCCAGACUCCCCCCUCUCCCCCGUUGUUCUUCUUUUGGCAUACCUGUUAUCCAGAGAACAUGAGUUUCAGGGAAUAUACUUCGCAGAAUCACUGACAAAAUCUGCACAUAUGCGGGAAGGAACCCAUUUCUCCUGUGAAAAGACACAGGAAGGGCGUUACUGUCCACAGCAAAAAAUGAAUAAAUGUGUUUAUUUUGAUUCUA